GAGAGACCGCUAACGCCGAAGCGCCGCUUUAAGUUACAGCUCGUAAUAUCAUAAGCAUCGUAGCAUCCAAGAAAAGAAAAGAAAUUCCCAUUUCCUUCGUCCAUCCAUCGAUUUCGAUGCCCUUUGCCAGUCGCCCCUUGAGUGCCAGCCAACGGUUUUAAUGUUUUCGCCAGUUUGCAACAAUUGCCAAACCUCGCUGAGAACUCCGCGCACCACCAACGCCAAGAUCCACUACAAGCAGAAACACAAACAGUCCACCCUGAGCUGACGAGCAAUUUUUUAAAAUUUAAUCCACCAGCCACAAGUCAAAAUAAACAAACGCCAAACAAGUGCAAAAAUACAGGGCGUAACCGCGCAGUAAAAACAAAUAUUUAAAACGGUGCAAAAAGAAUACAUUUUGUUCAAAUUUAACAGAACGCAAAAAAAAUUAAUUGCCAAACAAUAAGCCCCCGAAACACAGGUGCAAGCAAACCCAAAGAUCUCCAGGUCAAAAACGAACACAAGCCGAAAAAACCAGCCAACAGACCGCUAAGCGAGGCAGACACAACUGUACCCAUCUAAGCAGAGCUUAGAGCAAAAAGCAACCAAAAAACCCCGACAAGUAAUCCCAAUUUCUUUUUUGCUACGCGCACAAGAAGCCAAAAAACCCCUGAACUAUAGAAUGGUAGAAGGUGAUUCCGCAAAGGGCAAAAGCGAAUCCUAUAAUGUAGAAGCUGGACUACAACCAAACUACAACCAGAGCGCAGCAAGCAACCAAGCAAGCAACCAUCCCACUGGCCAGGUCAACGCCCCAGCCACCGGAAACGCGACCUCGCACAUCGACAACCGAGCGAUCAUCCAGCCGUACUCCUUGGGCACCGGAGCCAAGCAGCCGGAGUAUCAGUUUGCGGCGGACAAUCGCGGCUACGAGUCCGAUAGCCAUGCCAGCAAUGGCAAGCAGCAGGACGUAGAGCGGGACGCCCCCGAUCACGGGGGUCACGGGGGUCAUGGGCCACCCGGCAAUGGCGGCGGCAAGGGGGGCAAGCCCGGCAAGGGCCGAAAGAAGUCCAUCCCCCUGCCGGAACCCACCGCCCCGAUAGUCGCCAACUUCGAGAGGGCCAUCGAAUUGUGCGGCUAUGGCAAGUUCCAUUAUAUACUGCUGGCCAUCUGCGGAUUGGUCAGCACAUCGGAGGAGAUGGACGUCAUCUCGAUGUCCUUCAUCCUGCCGUCGGCGGAAUGUGACCUGGAUCUGAACACGGAGACCAAGGGCUGGCUGAACUCGAUCAUCUUCAUCGGCAUGAUGGUGGGCGCCUACUUCUGGGGCAGCAUCGCCGACAGUUUUGGCCGCAAGAAGGUCCUCAUCGUCAUCUCGUUUAUGAACGCCUUCUGCAUCGUCGCCUCGUCCUUCUCGCAGUCCUACAGCUUCUUCAUGCUCUUCCGAUUCCUCAAUGGUGCAGCUUUGGGCGGCAGUGGUCCUGUGAUCUGGUCGUACUUCGCCGAAUUCCAACCGAAGGCAAAGCGCGGCUCCAUGCUAAGCUUCAUGGCCGCCUUCUGGACGUUCGGCAACCUGUUCGUGGCCAGUUUGGCCUGGCUGAUCAUCCCCCGAUCGAUCGGCUUCAUAACGCCCUACUUUAGGUACAACUCGUGGAGGAUUUUCCUGCUGGUCUGCUCACUGCCCUCGUUCCUGGUCGGUUUCCUGCUCUUCUACCUGCCGGAAUCACCGAAAUUCCUGCUGACGCGCGGCAAAAAGGAUCGCGCCCUGGCUAUUUUCCGUGGCAUUUUCGUCACGAACACGAAACGUCGGCCCGACGAGUACAUGGUCUAUGACCUGGAGGUCGACGAAAAGCUGCUGGAGAGCAAUGGCAGUACGAAGAACAAGUAUAGCCGCAUGAUCAGCGGGAUGGUCGAUCACAGUCGCGCCUUGUUCAAGUCGCCCAUUCUGCGAUUCACCAUCGUCUCGAUCACGAUCAACUUUACAUUCCACAUUGGCUACUAUGGCCUGUUGAUGUGGUUCCCGGAGCUGUUCAAUCGCUACGAGGAGUACGAGAGUGCCUUCCCGGGCAAAUCGGCCGGCGUUUGUACAGUCACCGAGUACGUGGUCAAGAAGGGCAGGGAGCAAAUCACAAAUGGCACCUGCUCGUCGGAAAUUCCGCAAUCGGUGUUCAUGGAAUCGCUGAUAUCGCUGGCCUCCGCCCUGCCGGCCAAUCUGAUGGCCAUCCUGGGCAUGGACAUGCUGGGCAGGAAGUUCUUCCUGAUCGCCGGCACCAUGACCGCCGGCAUCUGCUCGGCGCUGAUGUACUUUGUGCGCAGCUCCGUCCAGAAUCUGGUCGUCUCGGCCAUCUUCAGUGGCGCCAUAUCGGCGGCCAAUGCGGCACUCGACUGCCUCAUCACCGAAGUAUUCCCCACCAAGCUGCGGGCCACCGGUGUGGCCAUCUCGAUGGUGGCCGCCCGCUUGGGCGGCAUCAUUGGCAACAUCGUGAUCGCCCAGCUGCUGGACCACUACUGUCCAUCGCCCACGUUCAUCGUGUCGGGCCUGCUCAUCGGCGGCGGUCUCAUGUGCCUCCUGUUGCCCAAUACGACGCGCAAGGAACUCAACUAAAUGCCUAUACAACUAAUGAUAGCCCCCAGCCAAAACCCAUAGAACCUUCUUCUAAAACUAACCACCGUAUGCCCUGUGCUGAGAUGAUAUUUCAUCAUCUUGGGUUCAGGACGUAUGGCUUAAAUAUUUUUAUUUAAAACACCAAUCAGAAAUAGUUAACAGAACCCCCCCACCCGACCCACAAGUAAUUUCCAUUCGCCCCAUCCCGCCAGAGGAUCGGGGUUUAUCUGUGUAUAUAUGGUAUGUGUGUGCUACAAUACACGAUUAUUUGUAUCGUCAGUAAUUAUUUAACGAUAGCAAUAACGAUUUUCUUUGUGUGUCUAAUUUUAAACGCCCCACCCCCACCCCGCCCCUACAAAUGUCUAUCUAUCUAUUGGAAUUUAAACGAACCAACAAAAAUCAAUCAGAAAUGGGCAAGAGAAAGGCCAUCCCAUAUCGAGAGAAAAGAAAAGUGAUGAUAUAGAAGAUAUAUCAAGAGAGAGAUUAGAAUCCGAUUUUGGAUGGCAUCAUCUUGCCCAGAUGAUAAACAAAGAAAACCCCAAGCCAGCGAGAAGAUAUAGCAGGUAGGAUCGAUAGAAGUCGAUGUAUAUGUUUAUGUACGAUAUGUAGAGAGUAAUAUAUAUUUGGCAAGCGCCGGCGCCGGCUGAAGCAGCAGCAGAGGGGCUGAGUAACGGUAAAGAUAAGGCCAGGAACAGGGGAUCCGAACCCAGAACCCAGAAGAACAUGAGCGUUAUCGGGUCCAUAGUAUCGCCAUCGUUCUCGCCACUCUGCUGUCCGUUAUUGUUGUUAUUAUUGCUAUUAUUAAUGCAUCCAAUGUAAAACACAUACGUAUAUAACUUUAUCUAUAUAUUAAACAUAUAAUAUCAAAACCAAUUUUUUUUUUUGUUUUUUUUUCGUCAUGUAGGACCAAAGCACAGGAAGUGAAAAAAUAUUUGUAAAAUUUAGUUACGUUAUUACAAGUUACGCUACAUAUAUACAACAAAAACUAAUAAAAAAAAAGAACAAACCACGAA
Messenger RNA from Drosophila suzukii, 3591 nucleotides. RefSeq names its product synaptic vesicle glycoprotein 2C. Gene Ontology annotation, biological process: transmembrane transport. Gene Ontology annotation, molecular function: transmembrane transporter activity. The record is from RefSeq and is a predicted model, not a curated record. Gene Ontology annotation, cellular component: membrane. Lineage: Eukaryota; Metazoa; Arthropoda; Insecta; Diptera; Drosophilidae.